AUGAGUCUGCAGAAUCCUGGAACACAGCACAAGGACAAGGAGGGGAAACAUAAAAAGAUCGGAGUUGAAGCAGGUUCUCCUUUAGAUUUCUUCCACACGCCUCCUACCACACCCUCACAGGCAGAGCUGACUGCCAUGGCCCUAUCCUCUGCAGCCUCCUCUGAUAAGGCACAGACUCCAUCGCCGGCAGGCAGCACCACCCCCUCCACCACCUCUCCAGCCGCAGAGUGGACACAGAAACUGUCGGCUCCCUCGGAAUGGGCCGUAAUCAGCGCAGACAGCGUUGCCUCCUCGAAGACAAACAUGAGCGAUGCAGCAGAGGGACAUGAGAAGGCUGCGAUCAUUCUUGGCAGUCCAGCAUCGCCUCCUCUGUCCAGAGGCUCGCCUUCAGAGCAGGGCUGGCAGGAGAGAGACAGCGGGCUGGAGCCACAGGCUGCAGCAGAGCGGGCAGGAGAGGAGAUGACCUUGGUUUUACUCAGUCUGAUGGAGCACUACAGAGCCUCACUAGGCCUAACCCCCAACACUGAUAUUACCACAGGAGCAGUAGAGCUGCUCAGACGUUUGAUAACAGAGAGAGAGGAGCUGGUUGAGGAGGUGGACACACUCAGGGAGACACUCAGAACAGAGAGGUUGGAGUGGCAUCAGUUCCAGUGUGACCUGCAGGUUGCAGUAUCUGUGGCCGACCGGCUGCGGGUCGAGUCAGAGCAGGCUCUGGGUUUGCUUCAGGAGAGUCACAGGUCUGUGGAGGAGCAGCUGGCCCAGGCCCUCAGCAGACAGCAAGAGACCGACCGAGAGCUGGAGAGCCUGAAAACCGAGCACAGAGAUGUCUGUGACAAACUAAAUGAACUCAGUCUUCAGCAGCAGGAACAAGCUCAGUUGAAUGCACUAAAGAACAUCUGCAGGAUGAAAAACAGACCAACAGAUGAACAGGCAGAUAGACAUGACUAUGAAGGGGGACAGCAGGAGGGAACACAGAAAGUAACAGAGGAAGCUGAAACAGAGACUGAAGCUAAAGAUGAGAAUAAAGCAAAUCAAGAAGAGGACACUACACGAGUCGCUGCUGAUCCUGAAGACACGAAUGGAUCAGGAAACAUGCAGCUGAAAGGGAGAGGGGUGGCGGAAGGAUACCUUCGCAGCUUGGCAGCCCUGGAGAAGAAGAAAGAAGACGGACGUGAACAGAAAGAUCCGAGGAAGAUUGUGAUGCUACCUCAGGAUGGUUUCAGUGCUCUGCUGAGGCGACAUGGUGGCUCCAGAAGAAACUCACUGCUGCGCUGGUGUCAGAAUCGUACCCAAGGCUACAAGAAUAUUGACAUCACCAACUUCAGCAGCAGCUGGGAAGAUGGUUUGGCAUUCUGUGCUGUUUAUCACACAUAUUUGCCCUCUCACAUCCCCUAUGACAACCUCAACCCGGCUGAAAAGAAAGAAAACCUGGACCUUGCUUUUAAGACAGGAGAGAGUGUGGGAAUCACAGCCACACUGACAGUGGAGGAGAUGCUGAAGGCAGACGGACCCGACUGGCAGAGGGUGCUGGGAUAUGUUGAGAACAUUUUCCGUCACUUUGAGAUGUGA
Messenger RNA from Stegastes partitus (bicolor damselfish), 1569 nucleotides. The record is from RefSeq and is a predicted model, not a curated record. Lineage: Eukaryota; Metazoa; Chordata; Actinopteri; Pomacentridae.